GUGACAAAUGUCAAAAUCAGUCAAGUUAAUGUCAAAUGUAAAAAGUUUGGAAAAUGCUGAAUAUCGGGAGCAAACUCAAAUAAUAUUCCAAAUCUGAAAAUAUGUCAUGAAAAGUAAUAAGUAAAUAAUUAUGUAUUAUGCCAAAAAUAGCAAUUACGUGUAAAAAUCUGGGACGAAUGCUCGUAAACUUUGACUCGAUAUAUCAAUAACCUCAAAACACAUGUACGGUAUAAGUGUAUUGUUUAGUUCCCGUGUAGUUAGUAAACGUAGCUUACGUCCUUACUCGUCUGAUAGUACUAAGAAGCUGUUGGAAUUUCUAGCCGAUAUGCCGAAAGCGACUUCAGGAAGAAUCGCUGAGGCUCAACGUCAAAGGCAACAUAUAUCAAAAAAGAGUGAGAAAUAUGGUCCGAGUACUGUGUACCUUCAGGUAAUUGGGUCUGGCGCAAGGGGAGCCCCCAACACGCUUUAUCUCUUUACAGACCAAAAACGAUAUCUCUUCAACUGUGGUGAAUGCACACAGAGGCUUGCUCAUGAGCACAAAGUGAAACUGUCCCGUCUGGAUCACAUCUUCAUUACUAGUAAAACAUGGCGCAAUAUUGGAGGCCUACCAGGACUGUCUCUCACCUUGCAGGAUGUUGGAGUACCAAAUAUAACAUUGCAUGGACCCGAAGGCUUGGAUGAGUUGUAUACAGCAACAAAGAGGUUUGUUAUAAUGAAAGAUAUGAAUGUGACAAUGGCCAAGUGUACUCCUUCUGAAGACUUUGAAGACAAUGUUAUGAGGGUCGAAUAUAUUCUAUUAGGUCCCAAUGACAAUAUACUUCAAGGCAAAGAAAAACCAGCUGCUAAAAAGCCAAGAUUAGAUUCAAACUCGGACAAGGAGUAUGAGGAGUUUAUUCAUGAUGACACUGAUUACUAUAGGUCUGAUAUACGUAACUUGGAGCCUAACUCAGCUAACCCUCAAAGAGCUAAAAAUCUCAGGGAAAAGGUUAAACCAAAACCAUUACACACGGAAAAAGAAAAUGCCGCAAAGAAAAAGACUGACAAGGUUCUACAUGACCUCCAGAAGAAAAGCAAUUGUUCUGUAGCCUACAUCUGUACUCUAAAGAAACGACUCGGUACCCUGGACCUGGCGAAGUGUGUGGAGCUGGGCGUAAAGCCCGGUCCGAUGCUGGGUCAGCUGAAGAGUGGACAAGAUGUAGUGCUGCCUGAUGGCUCACUCGUCAUGUCCAAGGACGUGAAGACACCUGAUGAUCCAGGCCCUGUGUUUAUUGUGUUGGACGUACCAGAUGUGACAUAUCUCAAAGAGAAUGAGUUCUCAGCGCACUUCGACAAUGACACCAACCCACCGGAGAACAUCCCUGCGCUCAUCGUGCACUUCACUCCGCCACACGUGUUCCAUCACCUCACGUACCGAGCCUUCAUGGCGAAGUUUGGCCCGUGUACCCGACACCUUGUCCUAAACGCACAGAACUCCUGCUUAGGCUCAGAAGCAGUGCACCGAACACAACAUAAGCUGCACCUUUUGGACCCGGACAUAUUCCCAUUGCUGAGGGACGUCAGCGUACCAGCUGUAUGGGAUGCCCACCCACCCGUUCCGAAGACCAACAGUCCCAUACGGUUAAAGGGGCUUGAGGAACUUAAGAAUAAGUUCCAGAAUAUUAUUAACUUGGAGGGGUCAGCUAAGGGCGAUGGACAUCAGCCCGCUGUCGAAGAAUGUGAUUCUGUCUCCAAGUUGGAGUUAAUGGCGGGCAGGACGCUUACCAUGUACCAUUUGAGGCCUAAGAAGCAGUUAGAUAGGACGGCAGAACCGAAGCUACAUAUUCAAAGCUACAUUCAGGAGACGAUGGACGUAGAUGGCUUCGUCGGCAGCUUGGAGCAGUUCCGUCAUCUCGUGGACAGUAUGAGGUUUACACGGUGUGAUUCUAAGGAGUACCCCAAGGUGGUAUUCUUGGGCACGGGGUCGUGUAUACCUAGCAAGACGAGGAAUACUAGCGCUAUUGUGCUGCAAAUUGAUGAAAAUAAAUCGAUUCUCCUGGACUGCGGAGAAGGUACCUUCGGUCAGCUGGUGCGGUUCUACGGGCCCAAGAAAGUCAACAGCUUUCUGAGGACACUGAAAGCGAUCUAUAUUUCUCAUUUACAUGCCGAUCAUCAUAUUGGUUUAAUCGGCGUGAUUCAAGCGCGUCGUGAAGCGAUACAAGAACUAGGUCCAGUGGGUGACGACACUCCCCCUCCACCUCCCCUCUACUUACUGGCCCCGGGACAAAUCAUCACAUGGCUCACGUGGUACGACCAUCAGUUUGAGAAGAUUAAGAGCGAGUUCACUCUAAUACCAAACCAGAAUCUUCUUUACGACCACGAGCAGAACUCAGAAGUGACAUCAGCAGUGCUAGCGGCUAUGGGCGUGCAAAAUAUAAAGACGUGCUUCGUGGCGCACUGUCCCAACGCUUUCGGAGUCGCCGUCGAUUUGAAUGAUGGGUACAAAGUCACUUACUCUGGAGACACCCUGCCUUGUGAGGAGCUGGUGAAGAUCGGAGAAAAUUCAACCUUAUUAAUUCACGAAGCGACAAUGGAGGACGAGUUAGCAGAUGAAGCUCGGAUGAAGAUGCAUUCCACAACAACACAAGCGAUCGACAUCGGCCGGCAGAUGAACGCGCGGUACACCGUACUCACGCACUUCAGCCAGAGAUACGCGCGCCUGCCGCGACUCAAUGCGCAUAUACUGAACGAUAACAACAGCGUCGGCAUUGCCUUUGAUAAUAUGCAGAUCACAAUGAGCGACCUGGACCUCCUCCCGCACAUGUACGCGCCGCUGCAGCUUAUGUUUGCAGAGCAUUGCGUUGAGAUGGAACUGAAGGCGGCGCAGAGGCAGAGACAGCGCGACCGACAAACUUCGCCUGCACCAAUGUCCGGUACUAACACACCCAAACGAGCACGUAGCCCUAGCCAGGGCAAUGACCUCACCAAACGAACCUGUAACCAUGGCAACGGUCAAACAGAAAAACAACUCCCUGGUUUAGACUCUUCUAAACCUACAGAUACAGUUAAUAAAAUGUCUCAUGUUCACAAUAGAAAGCUUAGCACUGAUUCUGCUUCUAAAUCUGAAAAUAAUAGUAAAAUAGAUAGUGAUUGUUUGCAAGAAUCGAACGUACAGACAGAAACGAAUAGCUAGGAGAUUGAAUGUAGAUAUUUUUCUUUGCUCAUUUAUGUGCCUAGAGCGUAUCCAGGCCCACAGAUUAUUCAUUGGUAGUUUUUUGUUACUGUUAAAGUAUAAUUUUA
Molecule: messenger RNA, 3276 nt
Organism: Spodoptera exigua (beet armyworm)
Lineage: Eukaryota; Metazoa; Arthropoda; Insecta; Lepidoptera; Noctuidae
Source: the annotation of a GenBank genome assembly